UGAAUAAGAGCAGCCCUGCCUUCCUUGUUCUAACUGCUUUUUAUUUUCCUGUCGUGGUUUUUAGUGUCUAUUCUUAACUCUGAGGUGGCAGCAGUUUUGAGUGCUAUAAAGAGGAUCAUAUAAAGAAUGUCUACAUAUUUGAAUGGUUUGAUGAAUGAUUAUGAAUCAAAUAAUAUACCGAUUUAGCUACUAGAAAAUCUAGAAGUCUAUAUCAAGAAGUCUAACUUCUGACUUACGAUGCCUGGAUGUUUCAUUCAUGUUUGGCUGUUUUUCUUUGCUGUAUUGGUGAGAGAAAUUAAAGUCAAAGAAGUGAAGACGGGCCUAUACAGUCGUGUUGAGCUCACUGGAGAGGAACUUGAUCAAAAUACUGCAGAUUCUCUGAAGUCAGUGGAAUGGACCAAACAAAAUGGAUCGAUAACAUGUCUAUGUAUUUCAAAAACAAAUACAUUCAAUGCUUCAUACAGUCAAUGCUGUGGAACGGCUCAUUUCUAUUUAAACAACAACACCCUCAUUCUGGAGAGAGUGACAGCCAGGGAUGAAGGAGUCUUCAUUGAAACUAUAGUUACAGGAAAUGGAACUACAAAACGCCUAAACUUUACAUUAAUUAUUCAAUAUCCUCCAAAUGCAACAGAAAUUGUGGUCUCCUGGACCUCCAGCACAUCUGUGGCUCUCAAGUGUGAAGUGAGCGGUUUAUUCCUGCAUCUGAUGUGGAAGAGAGAAGGAGUCCCUAUUCUAGAGAAACACAGACACUCGUUCAGUGAGAGGAACCAAACUCUACACAUCAGCAACAUAACCAGCUCUGAGUACGGCACGUACAGCUGUAUUGCUUCAAAUGCAUAUGGAGAAUCAGAAAAGCACACAUAUAUUACCAGUGGAAACUCAACUGUCAACCAAGGAAAUGGCACUAGAUAUAAAACUCAGUUUGAUCAAACUGUGCUUUCAAGUGGACUUACACUCACCGGUGUUUUGGGACUAUGCAUCGUGUUCUACUGCCUUUACAAAUACCAUCACAGGGAUGCAGGCAAUGUCCAUGGAAUUUAUCAGGAAGUACCUGACUCUGAAGAGGUGACUUCCAUCUUGUACGUCUACACAGACUUCAUUAAGCCGAAAGAGAGCAGUCAGGCCUCCGCUGCAGCGCAACACUUUGAGGAGUUUGGUAACUCUGAGGUUGGAGCCAUAGGCAGGGAAGAAACCGUCGUUCUGUACUGGGUCACUAAUGAUCAGUCCACAGCAUGUCCUGAAACUGGAGAGGACAAAUGAUAUUCUACAAUAUUCCAUUAAAUAAUAAUAAUUGCUUUUCACAAUCUACAAAUGCUGAGCACUUUAGAUCUGUAGCGGAGGGCCAGAAAUCCGACACACCGCCUGCUUCACGAACAGCCACUGCUGAAUUAGAAAGACUCACUUUGGACUGAAGUCUCCUUUGUGGCCUAUUUUCAUACAUCCUGUUUCGUUCUUAGCUGUUGUGUCACCAGUUGUAGCUGUGAAGUUACAUUCUGUUACGCAUGUCAGAUUGUAUGAAUUCUUCAUAUGUUUAUGUUUAGCAGACUUGUUUUAAAGGGUAAAACCAGAGGAUGAUGGGUUUCCUUGUUUAACUUCACUUCUUACAUUAACAGAUGUUUUAUGUCACUUUACAUUUAGUAUCAGGGGAUUCAGACUCUAGCUUUUAUUAGGACAUGUACUGUUAAAUAACAGUAGGUAUUGCAUAAAUAUCCAGUUAAAAUAAUACUAAAUUAAACUGAUUCGACACUAUACACCGAAAGGCAUCUGGUGAUUUAGCACAGCAAGAUGACAUUAUAGCCAUAAUCAGUUUUAGACAUUUAAAUACGC
Messenger RNA from Sinocyclocheilus grahami, 1827 nucleotides. RefSeq lists its product as uncharacterized. Gene Ontology annotation, biological process: axon guidance; homophilic cell-cell adhesion; dendrite self-avoidance. The coding region runs from base 238 to 1260 and encodes 340 amino acids. Gene Ontology annotation, cellular component: plasma membrane; axon. The record is from RefSeq and is a predicted model, not a curated record. Lineage: Eukaryota; Metazoa; Chordata; Actinopteri; Cypriniformes; Cyprinidae. Gene Ontology annotation, molecular function: cell-cell adhesion mediator activity. The transcript has 7 exons.